CAGCUCCUCGAGACGCUGGAUCCCCGGCAUCACGCGCUCCAGAAUCAGGCCUAUCUUCCCAAGAUCAUCGUCGUGAUUGGGCUCAGCAUUGCCCAACUCUCGAUCCUGAUGCUCCCGGCGGACGUCGCGAAUCGCCAUUCCUGCGAGAAGAAUCUCUACGUCGGGGCGUGUAAGCUCACUCUCCCGAUGAAGCAGCUAUGGUGGGCGGUUUACAUCAUCGACACUGUGCUCGUCAUUCCUUUCGCGAUCUUCUUCUACGAGAGCGAUCAGGAGAAGACUGUGACACAAAGGGUAAAGAACGCUCUCUUGUGGGUGGUGAUACUCCUCACAGUUUUCUGCCUCCUUUUGGGAAUUCUCUAUGCUGUUAUUGGUUAUGCCGAUUUCACCAUGAGAAGUCUUUCAUCCACAACGAUGGCGUUCAUUAAUGAUUUUAGCUCGCUCAAUGCAAAGGCUUCUGUGCAGCUUAUAUGUCUGGAUCUCUGGUUAAAACUAUCUGUGACUUACGUGAUCACAUUAAACACAAUAAUAGGAUCAAUACUCUUCAUGAUGUUUGGAGGUGUUGGAAUGGCAACAUUACCACUGAGCCUCAUAUUUGCGUUCAAGAAUAGGCCCAAGUGUGUUAUUACUCGUGCUCAAUACGUAAAGGAGGCGACUGAUCUAGCCAAGCGCUCUAACGAGCUAAAAACGGCGACUUUGGGCCUCCAACGCGAAGAGAGAGGUGGGAAGAAAGGACGGAUGUUUCGAAAAAAUGUGAAGAAAGUCCAGCAGGAGCUUGUCUUUUUGGAAGAUGAUGUUGAAGCUCUGAAUGAGGCAUUCCCACAGGGAGAGAAGGUACCGUUCUAGCAGACACUUACGGUUCUCUUCUACCUAGCCAAGCUUGUUUUUGGCAUUGUCGGUUUGGCUUUGUCUAUAAUUUGGCUUCUCCACAUCAUUGUUUUCAUGCUUGUCAAUCCUCCAGCUUUUCCGUUUCUGAAUCAAGUCUUUAUUCAGCUUGACACUGUCGGGGGCUUGCUGGGAACCACCACGUUUGCAAUCUUUUGCUACUACCUUGUUAUGUCUGUCAUAUCUGGAAAGAUGCAUCUGGGAAUGAGGCUUCUGUUUCUUUCCAUUCAUCCAAUGAAGUAAGCACUUUUUUU
This is a messenger RNA of Selaginella moellendorffii, 1136 nucleotides long. RefSeq names its product LIMR family protein SELMODRAFT_432208-like. The annotation marks the transcript as partial. The record is from RefSeq and is a predicted model, not a curated record. Lineage: Eukaryota; Viridiplantae; Streptophyta; Lycopodiopsida; Selaginellales; Selaginellaceae. The transcript has 10 exons.